GUCGUCCGUUUUAUGACAAACCAGUAUUUCAUAGUCCGUUACAUAAGGAAUGCUUGAUUUGUCAUGAAAAUAAACGGUAAAGGGCAGUGGAGAUUAUUCUUGUCCAAAUAUUCUUCCCCGUUGAGUGAUGACAAGAAGCGUAUGCCGCUUGAGCCGUGGGGGUGGGGGGGCUGCUGCCAUUGACGAUACAGCCUUGCCUAAAAUGGGAGCGCGACGAAGCGAUGACAAUCGAACGGUAUCAAAGUGGGAACCAGGGCUCUGGUGCUGAGGAGAACGGAACAUCAUCACCGACCAAAACACUGCAGCCUUCAGCAUCUCAACCGAACCCGCCCCCAAACAAAGGAAAGAUGGCCAUUUCAAGAAGAAAACGGACUGACAGAAAAGGGGACCUGUGAGACAUCGGGUGGAAACGGUGAAGGCUGUGAGAGCUACAGUCACGCAUGUUGUCUCCCCCACCCUGCCAACUUCAGCAUGUCCACCUCUGAGGCGCCUGGUGUGAGCAGUAACUUCAGCACCGUGCCCUGGGACCCUGGUUCCUCUGGUCCUCCUGGCCCCACAGACUGGCCGUCGGUGGCCAACAGCGUGGUAAAGAUGGUGCUGAUCUCAGCCAUCGUGUGUGUGUCUCUGUUUGGUAACGUGGUGGUGUUGUUAGUGUUCCAGAGGAAGCCUCAGCUCCUCCACGUGGCCAACCGCUUCGUGCUCAACCUCCUCCUGGCAGACCUGCUCCAGACUGUGCUGGUCAUGCCCUUCGCCAUCGCUGCCACCGUGCCUGGUGUGUGGCCCCUGGAUGCCCGCUUCUGCCAGGCCCUGAUAGUGCUCAUGCACCUGUUUGCCUUCGCCGGGGUGAACACCAUCAUCGUGGUGUCGGUGGACCGUUAUCUGGCCAUCAUCCACCCGCUGUCCUACCCCACCCGCAUGACCCCUCAUCUGGGCACCAACCUCAUUGCCUGCACCUGGGUGUUGAGUCUGCUCCAGAGCACGCCGCCCCUCUAUGGCUGGGGAGCCAUAGAGUUUGACAGCAAGCAUAACAUGUGUUCUGUGGUGUGGUCCUCCAGCCUAUCCUACUCAGUACUGGUUGCCACCUGCUCCUUCUGGCUGCCGGUGCUCAUCAUGCUGGGCUGUUACUGGAUGGUGUUCAGGGCAGCUAGGAGGCAGAACGCCCUUGUGCACCCCAUCCAGACCCAGUCUAAGUCCCAGCCCAACCUGCCUCCGAAUCCCCAGGCCCCCUGCCCCGGCAGCCCCCAGCGCCCACCCCAACAGGCACCCCCACCCCUGGACUCCUUCUCAGCCGGGGGGUACCCCAUCCGGGGCAGGCACAGACGUUUCCACUACCACUGCAAGGCAGCCCGGGUGGUGUUUGUCAUCAUGGCCUCGUACAUCCUGAGCAUGGGACCAUACAGUGUUCUCAACACGGUCUCCAUUCGUUCCAGUGCUGCUGUGCCUCCAUGGCUAGCCUCCCUAGCCCUGGUGCUCUUCUUCUUGCAGUGCUGCCUCCACCCCUACAUCUACGGCUACAUGCACCGCAGCGUGAGGAAGGAGUUCCUGGCCCUGCUGUGUGGUCCGCUCUGCAGGCAGGGCCGUCCCUGCCACAACUCCGCCCAGGACAGCUGCUUCACCGUGACCGACGGACGCUCCACGCUCCCCAACCUGCCCACACGUGUCUGUCCCCUCCGCACCUGGGAGGAGGGAACCACCACAGAGGCUACCUCCUCCUCCCCCACCAUGGAUAGGAGGUCCAGGGACACCCGCAAAGAGACCACCAGCCUGAGCUCUGAGAGAGAGCUGACUGUCCACACCACUACCAAGUAGAACAGUCUACAGAGAAACAGCCUGGGAGAUGGGGUUGACUUGUCUUUCAUGUGGCUGUUUUCACCUCCAAUGAAGACAUCAUGGUUAUUCAGCAUGGUUCAACUUGAGCAGAUCUGCCUUCUAGUCUACAGGGUUAUCCAUUCUGACAUUGUCUGUUUGUUGUUAUUCAGGGUUGUUGUAUUUUUGAUGGCUAGAUUGACCUAGUAAUGCUUAUUUGCCAUAGACAUGGUUCCAGGAAAAUAAUUGCAACCUGAGUUGCAGUAUAUUCCUUGAAAAGCCAUUGUUGGUUCUCCUAUUGUUAGGUCAUGGUUGACGCGGAAUUGAAAAAUGCACAUCUACUGUUAUGUCUACGAGAGCACUAGACAAGGUCACCAAAGUGUAUUUAUUGAUCAUUUUGUGCAUUCAAAAAUAUGCUUUUAUAUAACAUUAGCCAUUGAGAAAUAUAAAGGGAAGGGGGAGUGUUUCUAGAGGGAAUCUCUGUCAAAGUGCCACGAAAUAGAUCACCUAUCAUAUCAACUUGAAAAUAUCAUGCCACAAAUGUAUUUGAUUUGAGUGUUGCAAAUGCUGCUACAGAACACAAUUUCCCCUUGGUGACAGCUUCUGCUUAUCUUAUGUGGAGAGCAUGAUUAGUGUAUUAACCAUUACCACUCACCCUGCCCAUGGUGUAUAACACCUGAUGUCAAGGAAGAGAUGGUUGAGUGGGCUCAACAUGACCACUGAUUCAUUAGUCUAGAUCACUACUUCAGCACCAGAAUCAUGCUGCCUUUCCCAAACAGCAUCUCAUCUAGCCAAUAUCCCCCAUUUAUCUGUGCCCUGUGAUUCAGCCAGUCUAUGCAGCCUGCCAGUGCAGCCAAUUAAUUCAGGGUGUUAUGGGGACGGUGGAGUGUCCAUGCCAGUCCGUAAAGCCUAUUGAGCAGGCUGAACCGUCUGGCUCCCUCUCAAAGCACCUCGUCAGAGAGCUGUGCAGUGUCUCAUUGACUGUUCCCCUCUACUACCAAGUGGAUGUGGCUCUACCAAGCCUUCUGAAGGCUACACUGUUCAUGUUUGCCUUAGCCAGUUUGGCCCUCUCAUCUCGAAGUUUCAAAAGGAGGCUGAGGAGCUCUCACAAACUUCCGUUACCUGAACGUGGAAAUGCUUCUUGGUAGGGCUCCACUGACCACAUCCGCUCACUUAGCCGCUUCUGUAUAGCGUAGAUACCAUAGAAGUAUUGGUGUUACUUUAUCUUUGCACUUUAUCAGCGCAUAGGGCAUGGAGGUCAGACUAUUAGUCGAUUUGAAACAGGUUACAGAGAACUGUAAACCCAGUACUAUAGCUAGAUUCAUGUUGAGACCUCUGAAAAUACUGAUGGUCUCAAACUUUCAAUAUAGUAAAUGUACAUACAGUGCAUUGGGAAAGUAUUGAGACCCCUUGACCUUCCACAUUUUGUUUCCUUACAGCCUUAUUCUGAAAUGGAUACAAUAUUUUUUUCCAUCAAUCUACACACAAUACCCAAAAAUGACAAAGCAAAAACUGGUUAUUAUUUACAUAACUAUUCCGAUCCCUUUGCUAUGAGACUCGAAAUUGAGAUUUGGUGCAUCCUGUUUCCAUUGAUCAUACUUGAGAUGUUUCUACAACUUGUUUGGAGUCCACCUGUGAUAAAUUCAAUUGAUUGGACAUGAUUUAGAAAGGCACGCAUCUGUCUAUAGAAGGUCCCACAGUUGACAGUGCAUGUCAGAGCAUAAAUUGAGCCAUGAGGUUGAAGGAACUGUCCGUAGAGCUCUGAGACAGAAUUGUGUCGAGGCACAGAUCUGAGAAAGAGUACCAAAAAAUGUCUGCAGCAUUGAAGAACAGAGUGGCCUCCAUCAUUCUUAAAUGGAAGAAGUUUGGAACCACCAAGAAUCUUCCUAGAGCUGGCCACCCGGCCAAACUGAGCAAACGGGAGAAGGGCCUUGGUCAGGGAGGUGACCAAGAACCCAAUGGUCACUCUAAAAGAGCUCCAGAGUUCCUCUGUGGAGAUGGGAGAAAGUCCCAGACGGACAACUAUCUCUGCGGCACUCCACCAAUCAGGCCUUUAUGGUAGAGUGGCCAGCCACUCCUCCGUAGAAGGCACACGACAGCCCACUUGGAGUUUGCCAAAAGGCACCUAAAGACUCUCAGACCAAGAGAAACAAGAUUCUCUGGCCUGAUGAAACCAAAAUUGAACUAUUUUGCCUGAAUGCCAAGAGCCACGUCUGCAGGAAACCUGCCACCAUCCCUAUGGUGAAGCACGGUGGUGACAGAAUCAUGCUGUUUGGGUGUUUUUCAGCAGCAUGGACCGGGAUACUAGUCAGGAUCAAGGUAAAGAUAAACAGAUCAAAGUACAGAGAGAUCCUUGAUGAAAACCUGCUCCAGCGCGCAGGACCUCAGACUGGGGCAAAGGUUCACCUUCCAACAGGACAAUGACCCGAAGCACACAGCCAAGACAGCGCAGGAGUAGCUUCAGGACAAGUCUCUGAAUGUCCUUGAGUGGCCCAGCCAGAGCUCGGACUUGAACCCAAUCUAACAUCUCCGGAGAGAGCUGAAAAUAGCUGUGCAGCGACGCUCCCCAUCCAACCUGACAGAGCUUUCGAGGAUCUGCAGAGAAAAAUGUGAGAAACUCCCCAAAUACAGGUGUGCCACGCUUGUAGCGUCAUACCCAAGAAGACUUGAGGCUGUAAUAGCUGACAAAGGUACUUCAACAAAGUACUGAGUAAAGGGUCUGAAUACAUAUGUAAAAUGUGAUUAGUUUAUGUUUAUACAUUUGCAAAAAAUUCUAAAAACCUGUUUUUACUUUCUCAUUGUGGGGUAUUGUGUGUAAAUUGAUGAAUAAAAAAAAAAAGCUAUUUUAGAAUAAGGAUGUAAUGUAACAAAAUGUGGAAAAGGUCAAGGGGUCUGAAUCCUUUCCGAAUGCUCUGUAAAUACAAAUGGGCACAUACCGAUUCGGUAUUCCUCAAAGGCAUGGAAUGAAUGAAGUCAGACCCAAUAAUAAUUAUUGGCACCCUUGAUAAAAGGCCGCCUGGAGUUUGAUAAACGUCAUUGGCACUUGGAUUGGAAUAGGUGCUUUGCCCAGAUGACAUGAAAAUAGAGCUCUGGCUACCCACACCAGUGGUGGGUUUGAUGUUGAAAAACAGAAGUAUAUGCAGAAAAGUAGCUCAUACCUUGGGUAAAAUAUGGUGGUGGAUCUUUGAUGUUAUGGCGCUAUUUAGCUUCCACUAGUCCUAGGGCCCUUGAGGUUAACGGCAUCAUGAACUUGACCAAGUACCAGGACACUUGGCUGCAAGUGGAUCUUCCAGCAAGACAAUAACCCCAAUCAGCAAUCAAAAUCUACAAAUAAAAUGGUUAACUGACCACAAAAAAAAUCAACAUUUUGCAAUGGCCAUCACAGUAUCUGUACUAGAAACCCCAUUGAAAACCCGUGGUUUGAACUGAAUAGGACAGUCCAUAAGAGCAGAUCUAAGGAUAUCAAGGAUCUGGAAAGAUACCGUAUGGAGGAAUGGUCUAAGAUCCCUCCCAAUGUUUCCUUCAAUCUCAUAGAACAUUUGAGAAAAAAGUAUGUCAUUAUCCUCACAAGGGGAGGGUGUUGGCUUAUUGAAAACAGGGGUUCCAAUCAUUUUGAAUUAAUCAUCCGAUCAAUUGUAUUAGUAUAAAAUCAUUUCCCAAUUGUUUUAGCAUACAAUUGGGAAAUGAUUUUAUACUAAUACAAUUGAUAUGUAUUAAUGCAUUAUUGUAUUACUUAUUUCAUACAGUCUUCCCCCCUCAUCAAGAGUGCAAGUAAUUAUGGACCCGACUAUACAUGUAGAAAGAGCAGUCUCUGCCCCUGGACUUAAGGAUCCAAUACUUGUUUUUAAAAAAAAUUAAAAAAAUAGUACUUCAAGUGUAAUUGUUCAAUCUAAAGCAAGUUCAUCUGAGAGCUCAUCACAGAAUUGUUGGCUAACAAACAAACAGUCAAUAUAGUAGUUUCAGCAGUGGGUCAUCUCUGCUCUGAGAGGAAGUCCUUCAGUAAGUGUGAUCUGUAUGCAUGUUGUUGAGAGCCUGAAGUGUGUUAAGUAUGAGUGAAAAGACUGAGUGCUGAGAAUCUCGAUUUUCAGCCAUUUUGCUUAAAGGUAAUUGACCUUGAGUGCUAGUUGACAAUCAUCACCAACACCAUUGUAAAGUAUUGUGUGAUAUGUUUCCCGUUGAACAUGUAAAAUAGAGACACUAAAGUAAAUAAUGUUAAUAUGCAGUACUUCUUAAAAAACUAGACAUUUGUGAAGAUUUCUAUAUAUUUUUUUCCUCUCAACAUGGUCUGAGGAUGCUUGUGUACAGUUAAUUUAUAAAUUAAUAAAGCGAGAGUUUAACAACGCUGAUCAGAACUCCUUCCAUGGAGUGGCAGUGAGAUUGAUGCUUUGCCUUUAAAGGGGCAAUCCAAGGAUUGAAAAACAAAAGCGGUCACAGCGCCACUUAUUUUGGUAAACAUCUGGGCAUGUUAUAUUUGUCAAUAAAUCAACAGCUGUAUAUGAUUUAACCAAAUUAAACGGAUGUACCAAUCUCGGUUUGCCCCUUUAAAAAGGUGGGAAAAAAAUGUCCAUCCGAGAGAAUAGAGGUUUUAUGCAUCUAGUGAAAGUUAGCGAAUAAGAAAUGUCUAAAUGUGGUAUACUGUAUCGUCAUCAUCCACCAAGCUGUAUUCUCCUGUGCUGUGUGAGACAUUUACAAUCCAAACAAAAACAUGAGUCAUAAGCUUUGGCUUACAUUUCUACUGUUAUAGCAAAUUCAUCUACGGUAAAGAUUUGUUUCUAACUACAUAUUCUUAUUUUCAUAUCAACCAAAAUAUAGCCAUAAAAAUAAACAGAUUUCUUCAUGGCAGAGUCAGUUGUAGAUAUUUAUACAGAUUCCAUUACUGUAAAACGAUAGUACAGGUCAUUAAAUGGUUAGGAUGCUACAGCCCGUCCUCACCUCACCAAACAAAUAUAAAAACAAAACAAAACAGAACAUUUGUAAAGGACAGAUCCAUAGAGGUGACAUUCUUUAAGUAUCAACACAUCUUCUGAAUACAGCAGAGUUGGUGAAAAAUAAAAAUAUAAGUUUAGGUUUCUGAGAAUAUAAAAGCAAAAUAAA
Oncorhynchus keta (chum salmon) is the source of this 6900-nucleotide messenger RNA. Its product is annotated as probable G-protein coupled receptor 101. The coding region runs from base 472 to 1809 and encodes 445 amino acids. Gene Ontology annotation, molecular function: G protein-coupled receptor activity. Gene Ontology annotation, cellular component: membrane. The transcript has 2 exons. Gene Ontology annotation, biological process: G protein-coupled receptor signaling pathway. Lineage: Eukaryota; Metazoa; Chordata; Actinopteri; Salmoniformes; Salmonidae. The record is from RefSeq and is a predicted model, not a curated record.